Molecule: messenger RNA, 2337 nt
Organism: Diabrotica balteata
Lineage: Eukaryota; Metazoa; Arthropoda; Insecta; Coleoptera; Chrysomelidae
Source: the annotation of a GenBank genome assembly
AUGGAUAAUAUAUUAGAGAAGAUUAAGAAAAAGACAAUGAAGUCAACAGCUAAACCAGAUGACCUAAAUAUUUCUAAGAAAAAAAAAGAAGAAACCUACAGUUUAAAGGCUUUCGGUAAAUCUUGUGAGCCUUUAGCUGACUUUAAUAUCACCAAACCUUACAUAGGCAUUGAAUAUGAAUUUCAAAGGAAACCUAUGAAAAAUGUUAAAAUUACAAGUUGUACAGUGUCAGACCUCUACCCGGGAAAUGAUAAAAGCACCAACCAAUCUUCAAUGGGCGUAUCUGUUGAAACCAUCACCCAUUUGGUACCAAGAAGACAAGAAUGUAUAGAAGAAAAGAAGAAUAAAAACCAAGUAAAAGAAAAAUUGCAGAAUCAUACUGAAAAACAAAGAAAAAAGAAAAAUAAAGUGAAAAAUAAAGAUGAUAAGAAGUCUCAAGCCGUAGAGGAAGAGCUCCAAGCAACUGCGACAAAACAAAUAAAAAUCUACAAUGAAAGCCUAGAUGAAGUAUUACAAGCAAUAGCGCAAAAAUGUAAACAAUCGAAAGAAAAACAAACCAAAAUACAGAAUGGUAGUGGUCUUAGAGAAGAGUCACCAUGCAGAAUAGAUCCAAAAAUUAAUACAAAUACCAAAUGUAAAGAAGUAAAAAUCCACAAGGAAAACGUGGAUAAAGAAAAAGUAACUCCAGCAAUAUCGCAAAAACUUCCAAAAGCCAAAGAAAAACAAACACAGAAAAACAAAACGAAAGUGCAGAAGGGAGAACUUAGAGAAGAGUCACCAUGCAGAUUAGAUCCAAUAAUUGAUACAAAUAACAAAUGUAAGUUUGAGUUGUUUUUGUGGGAAGGUAAUCAAAGACUGGUAGUUCUUAAAGAAAAUGAAACACUUAUAUGCUAUGGCUAUUGUUCAAUUAAAGUCAUGUAUGGAAAACUUGCAAUUUUAGGAUCCAUUUUAGAUAAAAGAUCUAAAAUGGUCGACAUAUAUUCUCCCAGAGGGAGUUCCUUAUUAGCCUUGAAAAAUGUUACAGAUGAAAAAGAGAGCCCUAGAAAUUGGGCAUCAUUAAAGGAACAUGAUGUUCUCAAACAAACCUCACUCAACAAAAAAGAUGUUGUAUUUAUUGUUAGUUCUGGAACAGAAAAUGAUAAAAUCAAAUUUUUGAAACAAUACACAUCAGAACAAAUAUUUCCUAAAAUUACUAACUUGAAUGUCCCACAAGUUACAUUUUACAACGAUGGAAAAUUUAAUUCUAUUGCCAUCCACCCGGAAUGGGGCAGAAUAAUAAAUAUGGUAGAUGAAUCUUCGAAAAUGUUGAUUGUCGGUGGAGGUGGGGUAGGUAAAAGCACUUUUGUGAGGUACUCCAUUAACAGGUUGUUGAGUAAGUUUCCAAAAGUAAGAGUUAUCGAUUUGGAUCCAGGUCAAUCUGAAUUCACAGUUCCGGGAUGUAUUUCUGUUCUAGAAGUAUCAGAACCUGUUUUCGGACCAAGUUAUACACAUUUGAGGAAAGUAAAAAGAUCACUUCUGACAAAUAUCGAUACAGGCCAUGCAGUUAACAGGUACCUAAAUUGUAUAAAGAACCUAAUGAACUCCAUAACUGAUUUUGAAGACAUGCCAACAUUGAUUAAUUACAUGGGAUUCACUCAGAGCAUAGGCAUAAAUAUCGCAUGUUCAGCUGUGACUUUCGUAAAACCUACACAUGUAGUCCAGAUCAAGAGUCUCGAUGACAAAAAUAACUUUGAGACAAAACUCAAGGCGAAAAUAAUCAAGGAUUAUUGCAACAUGUUUGUAAGUGAUAUCAGCAAUAGCCUGAAGUAUACUCACAUCGAAAUGAUGUCAAUGAACAGCCAGAAGAAGGUUGGAUUGUCUCUGAAGCCUAGGCAAAUACGGGAAAUGGCUGUGGUGGCUUACUUCUCACAAAUUAUGUCUGAUGACGUAAAUCAUCUUUCCAGUCAUAAGAUUCCAAUGUAUAAAAUAGAUCUGAGUUCCAUAAAACUUAGCAACGAUAAGGGCCAAAAGAUAUCUCCAGCAGUAAUUAACGCCCAACUAGUAGCUAUGUGCUCAGAAAUGGACAGCGAUGGAUACUUCGAAGUUUUUGGUCACGGUGUCGUACGAGAAAUCGACGACUCAGAAAACCGCUUGGUUCUUAUUACACCCGAGCCUCCGCAGGUGUUAGAGAAGGUUUUUCACUUGGUACGUCAUAGCGUAUCGCUGCCUCCUUCUAUGUAUAUGGAUAUCAGUGACGUUACUACAUCUAUUCCGUUCGUAAUGACAGGAGAACUGGAUAAUCGGUUGGAUCAGAUGGCUAAAAGGUCUUAUCUUCCGGCCAAUAAAACUUCGGUGUAG